AUGACCUCUGAUGAAACGCUCUACACCUGCAAGAUCACGUUCAUAAAAGCCACCAGCGUCCCAGUCGCCGACUUCAACGACCUGUCCUGCGACCCGUACCUCCAGGCGACGCUCACCGCCGAGAAGGGUCUGGAACAGCCCGAUGGCAUCCCCCAGAUGCUCACCUACCGCACCCAGACGUGCCGGCGGACGCUGGACCCAGAGUUCAAUGCGCACUGGGUCGUGUCCGGCAUCCCCCAAUCGGGCUUCCUGCUCUCCGUGCGGCUACGCGACGAGGAUCCGGGGAACUACGACGACGACCUCGGCAAGACCGUCUUGCGCAUGCCGAAUGCGGGCGAGGGCGUGCUCGCAGAGGGCUGGCGGUCGGGCGACAGGGAAUACAAGGUGCACAAGCGCAGAGGGAGCAUCAUGAGCAAGCUAUUUACGUGCACGGCGAAUGUCCUAACAAGAGGAGACGUCGGGCACCGGGUGCGGUUGUGGGUGCGCUGCGAGGUCAUGGGCAAAGCGGAGGACCAGAAGGACCGGCGCAUGUACACUGUUGGGCCCCAUGAUAAUGAGGACCCGCAGGGCGAGGAGAAGGACCGAGCGCAAGACGGAGAAGGCGCGAAGAACAAGGACAGCGCGGACGGAAGAGACGAGAAGAUCAGCAGCGAUUCCAUCGCCAUGGCUCGUCAGUUCCUCCGCAUGACAUCGUAUGGGACGUAUGGCCGUAUAUUCACGUACGUCAUCAUGCUGGACGGCGAGUGGCGGUUUACUGAAACCGGAGACCAGAUGGCCAUCGAGUUCCUCAGCAAGCACACGAUGCACUCAGACGUCACCAUCGAGAUCGCAUACAGCGGCGAAUUCUUCGUGCGCCCCCUGCGGUAUCACCGCACCGCCGCCAAGGAUCCGUCGCCUGGCGCGCCCGAGCCCGCGGAGAACACGCAUACCGACGACCGGGACCACAAUAACGACCAAGAUCACGGCCAAGAUCACGACCACGGCCGCACCCACGACGUGCACGAACAGGCCGAAGACGAGCACUUCAACGAGGCGGACCCGCCGGACGACCCGGCGCUGUACGAGCUCGUGAUCGACAACGACUCGGGGACGUACCGGCCGCGCGCGGACCUGCUGCCGGUGCUGCACGCGUACCUCGCGUCGCCGCGCAACCUCGGCGCGCUCGGGCGCGUCACGACGCUGAACGCGUUCGACGAGCGCCUGAAGCGCUGGAAGGAGGCGCGCAAGAAGGCCAAGGCGCAGAAGGGCGAGAGGCUCGUGCGCGCGGACAGUGCGGGCAGCGCGAGCAGUGCGGGGAGCAGCGUGAGUGGCGUGAGUGGGGCGGAGGGUGUCACGACGGGGGACAUGAGGGCUGUGGUCGAGGAGGAUGCGAAGCGCGCGAGGGAGAACCAGGAUCAGGACGCGGAGGCGAAGAGGGAGGAGGGGCAGGCUGAUGCUGAGGGUGGCGAGGGUGGCGAGUCCUCGGGCCAGUAAAUUA
Molecule: messenger RNA, 1477 nt
Organism: Phanerochaete carnosa HHB-10118-sp
Lineage: Eukaryota; Fungi; Basidiomycota; Agaricomycetes; Polyporales; Phanerochaetaceae
Exons: 3
Coding region: 1-1473 (490 amino acids)
Biological process (GO): positive regulation of gene expression
Source: RefSeq, a predicted model, not a curated record